AUGGCGGACUCACUGCACAAUGCUCCUAUAGUGCUAGAUAAUGGUUCCGGUACAAUUCGAGCUGGGUUUGCCGGUGAAGAUCUACCAAAAUGUUAUUUUCCUUCAUUUGUUGGAAGACCGAAACAUUUGCGAGUACUGGCAGGCGCGUUAGAAGGAGAUGUGUUCAUUGGGCAACGAGCGCAAGAAUUAAGAGGACUAUUAAAGAUUAAAUACCCACUGGAACAUGGCAUAGUUACGGAUUGGGAUGAUAUGGAGAGGAUAUGGGAGUACGUUUAUGGAGAAGGCCUUAAGACCUUGAGUGAAGAACAUCCUGUUUUAUUAACAGAACCACCUCUCAAUCCUCGAAGUAAUCGAGAUACAGCUGCACAAAUUUUAUUCGAAACCUUCAACGUCCCCGCUCUAUACACAUCAAUUCAAGCUGUUCUUUCGCUAUACGCAUCAGGACGAACGACUGGAAUAGUACUUGAUGCCGGCGAUGGAGUUUCACAUGCAGUUCCAGUAUACGAAGGCUUCGCUAUGCCGAGUUCAAUACGAAGGAUAGAUGUGGCUGGACGAGAUGUUACAGAGUAUAUGCAAACUUUAUUACGGAAGGCUGGAUACGUCUUCCAUACCAGCGCAGAGAAAGAGGUAGUGAGAAUGAUCAAGGAGAAAGUAAGCUAUGUGGCAGGAGAUCCGAAAAAAGAAGAAAAGGACUGGUCGGGUGCCAAAUUAGGGGAUGGAAAACUUGUGGAAUACGCAUUACCGGAUGGCAAUAAGAUCAAGAUUGGAGCAGAACGAUUCAGGGCACCUGAAAUUUUAUUCGAUCCUGAAAUUAUUGGGUUGGAGUACCCAGGUAUCCAUCAAAUUGUGGUGGACGCAAUUAAUCGUACAGAUUUGGACCUCAGAAAGUCUCUAUUUGGCAAUAUUGUAUUGUCUGGUGGAAGUACUUUAACGAAGGGUUUUGGAGACAGAUUACUACAUGAAGUGCAAAGAUUGGCAGUGAAGGAUAUGAGAAUCAAGAUCUUUGCUCCACCAGAGAGGAAAUACUCAACCUGGAUUGGUGGUAGUAUCUUGGCUGGCCUAAGUACAUUUAGAAAGAUGUGGGUGAGCAUUGACGACUGGCACGAGAAUCCCGAUAUCAUUCAUACGAAAUUUACAUAA
Messenger RNA from Sclerotinia sclerotiorum 1980 UF-70, 1140 nucleotides. Its product is annotated as actin-like protein. The record is from RefSeq and is a predicted model, not a curated record. Lineage: Eukaryota; Fungi; Ascomycota; Leotiomycetes; Helotiales; Sclerotiniaceae. The transcript is spliced from 4 exons. Bases 1 to 1140 code for a protein of 379 amino acids.